This is a messenger RNA of Saccharomyces eubayanus, 582 nucleotides long. Its product is annotated as nitroreductase family protein. The record is from RefSeq and is a predicted model, not a curated record. NCBI's taxonomy places the organism in Eukaryota, Fungi, Ascomycota, Saccharomycetes, Saccharomycetales, Saccharomycetaceae. The transcript has a single exon. Bases 1 to 582 code for a protein of 193 amino acids. Gene Ontology annotation, biological process: cellular response to oxidative stress.
AUGUCUGUUGUUGGAACGUAUUUGAAAACUUUAACGGCUCGUCGUACCAUCUACGCUUUAAAGCCGGAACUACCUGGUGAGAUCACCAUCAAAGACAUCCAGUCUGUUGUUCAGACUAUCAUCAAAGAAACCCCAACUGCUUUCAAUUCCCAGCCAAACCGUGCCAUCAUUUUAACUGGUGAAGCUCACAGAAAGGUCUGGGGCCAAGUGACCGACGGUAUCGAGAGUCCCGACGGCAAGAAGAGACCUGCUUCAGCAAGAGACGAAGCCUUCGGUUCCGUGAUAUUCUUCACCGAUGAUAAGGUGACUGAAAAGUUAAAGGCGGACUUCCCAGCUUACGCAGCUGCAUUCCCAAGUUUCGCCGACCACACUUCCGGUGCUGCUCAGAUCAAUUCGUGGGUCGCUUUGGAAGCCAUGGGUUUGGGCGGUCAUCUACAACACUACAACGGCUACGUCAAGGCCGCCUUACCGGGCAAGAUCCCCCAAUCUUGGACCGUUCAAGCUCAAUUGGUCUUCGGUACUCCAGCUGCUCCUCCCGCUGAAAAGACCUAUAUCAAAAACGAUGUUGAAGUGUUCAAUUAG